AUGCCUUGUCCAAGAGAGUUUUCUCAUUCUUCCUUACCCACCGCACUGUCCUGUGCUCAAAAGGGGAGGCGUUUGGCGCGUCAUGCUGCCCCAGGGGCAUCUCCAAAGAGAGCAACCCCCACGCCGGGCAGGCCUUCGAAGAGGAAGGCAAACAAGGAUACAGGCGAGCCUUCAUCGAAGAGGAAAAAAGUUCGACGGACUGUGUCCGGGGACCCGGCCAUUUGUACUCCCAAUAGCCAAGAUUCGGUCCCGGCCGAGGAGACGGGACCCGAUAUGGGAGUGGCGCCGGACUGUCCUUCUGCUGAGGACUCGAAAGAUACGUCCGUCACCAACUCGAAGGUGGAGAGCGCAAGGGAUCAUCGGCGCCAGAGGGCCAUUUUACAAAAUCCCCGCUUCUCAAAAGAGGUGUUCGGAUCGUCAGAUCAACUGGAGGAAAAAGAGUCGAAAAGACUACAUGCCGUAGGCGAGCGGGUGCUGGCCCGAGUCAGACAGGAGAAGAACAAACUCCAAGAUUCAAAUACCCAACUGGGCGAAGAACUAAAAGAUGUGGGGGCCCAGUUGGCCGACUCCAUAAAGGAGAACAAAAGGCUGCGAGGCGGCAUAUUCAACGGCAAAGAAGGCCCACUUAACGGGCGGCUCUGUCGUCUCCCCCCUCUCUCUCUUUCUCUCUCCCUCCCGCGCGCCCGCCUCUCCCCUCCUGUCGCCGCUGCCGCAGUCGCCGCCGCCGGCCCACCCCGCCCCCAGGACCCAUCCCCCGCCGCCGUCCAGCACCGCCGCGGCAGGAGCCAGGACGCAACAGGAGCCAGGCCGCGGCGGCCGCCCCGCCGCGCCCCGUCGCCGGACUCCUCCCCUGCACCGCCCCGCCGCGCCCCGUCGUCGGACUCCUCCCCUGCGCCGCCCCGCCCCCAGGACCCAGCCCCCGCCGCCGGCCAGCCCCGCCGCGGCAGGAGCCAGGCCGCGGCGGCCGCCCCGCCGCGCCCCGUCGCCGGACUACUCCCCUGCGCCUUCCCGCCGCGCCCCGUCGUCGGACUCCUCCCCUGCGCCGCCCCGCCCCACCGGCCGACCUCGCCAGAGCAAGGUGUUGACAGGAUGGUGGGCAAGGGUCCAGAGCGCCCCGAGCCUCCUGCGAGCGCUACUGGGAGGGGUGGUUCCAUUAUUCCAGCCCAGCCCCUCCGGAGAGUGCUGCUAGACAAGGAGAGAAACAUCGAGGGAAGGAAGAUGCCCGCGUCCUGCACCAUCGCCGGCCUAAUGCCGCUUGUGCAUCGCCGCCGACAUUGGCGGCUUUCCUUGUUGGGGGAAAUGAAUGCGCUGCCUUGCAUUUUAGCUGAUGGGAACCCCUUCCCUGAGCAAAAUGAAAGCCCGGUGCACCAGCACGAAAGGCCCUGCUAUAGGCCUGCAAAUGAGUUGAGUUUGAGCGAGUACUUGGAGGACAGCCAUGGAACAUCUACAUCCAAUGGACAAGACGGCGAGGACACCAAGUACGAAGGACAAGAGGAAGAGCUGUCAUGGAAGCUACAGGCUCCGGACGACCGGCCCAGCCCGGACGUCCGACCCCUGAAGGCCACGCCAACCCAAGGAAGCCAGGCCACCAAAUGCUACAGCGGUCGAACGUCCGACCAGGCCCAGACGUCAGACAACUCCCAGGCUCCGGACGACCGCAUCCCUCCAGAGGACUGA
This is a messenger RNA of Aegilops tauschii subsp. strangulata, 1677 nucleotides long. Lineage: Eukaryota; Viridiplantae; Streptophyta; Magnoliopsida; Poales; Poaceae. The record is from RefSeq and is a predicted model, not a curated record.